Molecule: messenger RNA, 1971 nt
Organism: Durio zibethinus
Lineage: Eukaryota; Viridiplantae; Streptophyta; Magnoliopsida; Malvales; Malvaceae
Molecular function (GO): protein binding
Source: RefSeq, a predicted model, not a curated record
GACAAGAUCAAAGAGAAAAUCCCACGUCAAAUAGAUAAAAAAUAAAACUCAAGGAAAAAAAAAAAUACUACAAUAGCCAUCCAGCGUUUUCUCUGCCGUCUGCUACUGGAAACAAAAGAAUCAAACUCUAUCACGCCACUCCUCCCACCCUUUCAGUUUUCACCACUACUCCUCUCCUCGCCAUCUCAAUUCUUUCUUCCUGAGUUUUUCCAACGCAAGAACCAGCGCCAAAGACAUAGACCAUACUAUAUAUCUGAAACAGAACCAAAGUCACCAUGCCAUCUAAUUCAUCACUCGUUCCAACACCAUCUCAUCCGACCACUCAGUACCUGCAAAGCCUGUUAGCAUGUUCACGUCCCUUCCUUCGCGGCGAGCUUGAAUCUGUCGACAAGAAUUUGCCUUCUUUGGUAGCUACUUUGCGUUCUGUUGGAGCUGGAGAGUGCUGGCACAAGCACGGUAGCUUUUUAGAGCAUUUGGUAGAUAUCUAUCGCAUUCUUAAGAUAUGGAAAGCUCAAGACCCUGUCUGCCUAUGCGGUCUGUUUCACUCUGCUUAUUCCAACUCUUAUGUCAACCUUGCCAUCUUCGAUCCUUCCACUGGUCGUGAAGUAGUUAUAGGCCAUGUUGGUGAGGCUGCAGAGCGUUUGAUUCAUUUGUUCUGCAUCGUUCCCAGGCAACCUUUAAUUCAUGAUGAUCUAUUGUUUAAGUAUUCUGAUUCUGAACUUGUUGAACACCUUAAGCUUUCUGAAAUUUCAUUUAAGAACGCGAAAGAAAAGGGUUUGUUCAAUGAAGACGAGGUUUGGAGGAAGAAACUACGGGGACUUUUGCCUGAUAAUGGGAUUGUAGUGAAGCACAUAAAGACUGGUGAAGAUGUGUUGGUGUCUAGAAGGAUAGCAGCAAUUUUCCUUCUGAUGACUAUGGCAGAUUUUAGUGAUCAGCUUUUUGGAUUCCAGGAUGCUUUAUUUGGAAACUUUGAUGGUCGGCUUGAAUUUACCGGAAAUAAUUUUGUUGCUUUAUGGCCUGGCAAUGGCAAACCAGGGCUGUGGCUGAGUUCAAUAUCGAGGAUGGGAGCAAUAUAUAGUUUGAUAGUGAGAGAGGAAGAGAUUUUUGUGGAACAAAGGAAAAGGUCAGGUGGUGUUGGGGUUGAAAUUGAGAGAGAUGAGGAUAUUGAGCUUGUGAUGCCACCAGUUUUUGAGAACUGCACUAAGGUUUUGGGUGCUAAGGAGCAGAUAGAGGCAAGGGACUUGUAUUGGGAAGCUGUUUGUGAUGAUUCCAAGGAAGGACACGAGCGAGCUGAGAAGUUGCUAUUAGGUAGCAUCGAGAAGAAUCCAUUUGUUGGAGAGCCAUAUGUGGUUUUGGCUCAAGUUUAUCUAACAAAAGGAAGGUUUGAGGAGGCAGAAAAAGAGGCUGAAAAAGGGCUGACCCUGAUGUUGGAGUGGAGCAGUCCAUGGGACAAGAGGAUGUCGUGGGAAGGAUGGAUUGCUUGGGCAAGAGUUUUGUUGAUGAAGGCUAAAGAAAAGUCUUGGCCACAAACUUCAUGGGGGGUCCUCAAUCUAGGCCUUGUUAAGUAACAUACCUUAUUUCCUCUUGUUCUAUGCAUAUUCUGCUAUGAUCUAGUUGUGGCUUCAAAAAAUAAAAUAAAAUGCACUGAACCCUGCAUCUGUAGAAAGUUGCAAGGCAUGUGUAUUUGUUCUUUUUUGCUUCGGAGGAACUUAAUGAUGCAGUAACCUUAUUGAAUUUGUUAAGAGAUAUUGAUUUCUUCUUGGUGUAUUAAUUUGGGGAUCUCUUGCUGGAAUUCUAUCUUCCUUUAAAUGAUAGUAAACAUAUAAGGUUCAAGUGCUAUAUCAAAAUCGUUAUGUUUUAGGCGUUUAUCACCUCUUUGUUAAAAGGUGUUGUCUCUUAUCGAUUAAAUUUUGGACCUCUUUAUCUAUAAUCAAUUAAUUUUAAGUUGGAUGCGAAAUAUGAAAUUAAAAU